UUCCUCCUCCACCUCUCAGCACCGUCUCUGGUUCCGUCCCGCCCCAUCAUACCGUCCCGGGCGUCUAGGAAUUGAAAGAGAAGUGGAGUUGGGAGGGAGCGAUGUUGCGAAAGUCACCUAAAAAUUGGGGCAGGGAAAGGAGGCUACAGUUAAGAAGGCGAGCAGGCUGCGGAAGUUACAGCGGAAAGGUUGGGAGGUCCGGUGGGUGCCCUAUCCCAGAGGAAAGGAAGAAGUGCCACCGCAGGAGUUUUUCCCUUCUCUGUUUCUAGAAGGUGCUAUCCAAAAACAUGGAACUAAUUUAUCCAGCAGGGAUUAUAAUCCUUGGUUGCGUUGCUCUUUUAUUAUUCCUUCAGUGGAAGAAUUUGAGUAGACCCCCAUGCAUAAGGGGCUGGAUUCCUUGGUUUGGAGCUGGAUUUGAGAUUGGGAAAGCCCCUCUAGAAUUUAUAGAAAAAGCAAGAAUCAAGUAUGGACCAAUUUUUACAGUCUUUGCUGUGGGCAAGCGAAUGACCUUUGUUACUGAAGAAGAGGGGAUUAAUGUGUUUCUAAAAUCCAAAGAAGUAAAUUUUAAACUAGCAGUGCAAAGUCCCAUCUAUCAUACAGCAUCAAUUCCAAAUAAUGUCUUCUUUACAAUGCAUGAAAAACUUCAUACCAUGAUGAAAGGGAAAUUAGGGACUAGCAACGUGUAUCGACUCACUGGACAACUGACUGAAGAACUUCAUGAACAGCUGGAGAAUUUAGGCCUUCACGGGACAAUGGACCUGAGCAACUUAGUCAGGCAUCUCCUUUACCCAGUCACAGUGAAUGUGCUCUUUAAAAAAGGUUUGUUUCCCACAAACGCAAAGAAAAUCAGUGAGUUCCGUCAGCAUUUUCAAGUUUAUGAUGAAGGCUUUGAGCAUGGGUCCCAGAUGCCAGAAUGUCUCCUAAGAAACUGGUCAAAAUCCAAAACAUGGCUUCUAGCACUUCUUGAGAAAAACAUGCCAGAUAUAAAAGCAUACAAAUCUGCAAAAGAUCAUUCCAUGACAGUCGUACAGGCUAUGAUGAACAUCAUAGAGAUGGAAAAAAAUGAACAAAACCAACCCAAUUAUGGACUCUUACUACUUUGGGCUGCUCUGUCCAAUGCUGUCCCUGUUACGUUUUGGACAAUUGCAUUUGUCCUCUCUCAUCCCAAUAUCUACAGGACCAUUAUGGAAGACAUAUCUUCUGUGUUUGGUGCAGCAGGUAAAGAUAAGAUUAAAGUGUCUGAGGAUGACUUGAAAAAACUCCUUCUGAUUAAAUGGUGUGUUUUGGAAUCCAUUCGUUUAAGAGCCCCUGGUAUCAUUGCUAGAAAAGUGGUGAAGCCGGUUAAAAUUCUGCUCCAGGAUCAGACAUCUUUUGGGUGCGUGACCUCAUUAAAACAUGCCUGUGCCGAAAAUUGUCUAUCUCAUCAGGAUCAUGUGUUAGAGGCCCCACUGAAUUACACUGUUCCUUCUGGUGACUUGUUGGUGUUGUCUCCAUUUUGGCUACAUAGAAACGCAAAGCAUUUUCCUGAACCUGAAUCGUUCAAACCUGAACGUUGGAAAAAGGCAGAUUUAGAGAAGCAUGCUUUCUUGGACUACUUCAUGGCAUUUGGAAGAGGGAGGUACCAGUGUCCUGGAAGGUGGUUUGCUCUGUUAGAGAUUCAAAUAUGUGUUAUUUUAAUAUUUUAUUAUUAUGACUGCAGUCUUCUAGACCCACUGCCAAAACACAGUCCUCUCCAUUUGGUGGGUGUCCAGCAGCCAGAAGGACAAUGCCGAAUUGAAUUUAAACGAAGAAAAUGACAUCUGCUGGGCCUAAGGAGGGCCAGGCCUUGUGGAGGAGUGACUGCCCCCAACCACCAGCUUGGCAGCAUUUAGAUCUGAGCUCUGCUAAAACACACUGCCUAACUUUGUUUUAGGAUUUAGUUCAAGAAAACGUCCAAAUGUUGUGUUUGUUAUCUCAAGAGUAGACCAAGAAUCUGACAUCACUCUCACUGAUGUAAAGACCCAAAUACAUGGUUUAUAGAAAAUGUUUAAAUGAAUUUAAAAAAUGAGGCAUUUCUUAAGAAGUUGGAAUUUGGCUUCAUGCAUAACUGUACUAAAACUUUAAAUAGAAAUAUGUCAUUUGAAUGAAAAUCUUAGUACAGUAAAUUCGCUGUGAAGACAACAUAAUUAAAUUUCUAUUUUGAAAAAGACUGAAAGUCUUAGACUCUAAAGAAAUAUUAAGUAAUGAUUUCUGGAAAAUUUCUAUUUUUUUAAUAUGAUUCUUAACUAGUAGUUGGAAUUCUUAAGCUCUAUUAAUAUAAUUCUUUAUUGUAAACAUUUCUAAUGCUAAAAGUCUGAAUAAAAUGAGAGCUUUCGGGGCUGGCCCCGUG
This is a messenger RNA of Equus caballus (horse), 2368 nucleotides long. It is a transcript of the gene CYP39A1, whose product is annotated as cytochrome P450 family 39 subfamily A member 1. Gene Ontology annotation, biological process: bile acid biosynthetic process; cholesterol homeostasis. Gene Ontology annotation, molecular function: steroid 7-alpha-hydroxylase activity; oxysterol 7-alpha-hydroxylase activity; heme binding. The record is from RefSeq and is a predicted model, not a curated record. NCBI's taxonomy places the organism in Eukaryota, Metazoa, Chordata, Mammalia, Perissodactyla, Equidae.